Monascus purpureus is the source of this 4096-nucleotide messenger RNA. The record is from the annotation of a GenBank genome assembly. NCBI's taxonomy places the organism in Eukaryota, Fungi, Ascomycota, Eurotiomycetes, Eurotiales, Aspergillaceae.
UUUCUUUUCAUAUUACCUAUAUCUCCAUUGCUAUACUGUCUUCAACUUUCUAAACCCUCUACUUAUUUUCCUUUUUGAUUUACUAUUCACUAUGGCCACUGAGCUUCCUGAUUUUUUUAUUUACUACCCUACCUUCCAUAUCCUUAUUUGUAAGGAAUGCCAUACUGCUCUUCCUAAGAAUAAGGCUGUGGAACACCUUAGGAAAGACCAUUUGAUGACUCAACAUCAAGUUAUUAACCUUGGCUAUCAGGCUAUCAUUGAGAGGCUUGAUAUCUUCCCUCUUACUAGGUCUCUUCACCAAAUUCAGAAUGACCAGCCAAUUGCUCCCAUUAAGGGAUUGAGCUCUUUUCAAGCUAGGGAAUGUAGUGCUUGUGGUGAGCUCUUUCAAUCCAUGGACAAAGCUAAUCGCCAUAUUACCAAGGCCCAUCAGCACCAGAGAGGUCAUGCUCAGUAUCCUACCAUUAUAGAUACUCUGGCCCAGGCAUUGCAGCCAAAUCGUUACUUUUUCAAAGUGCGGCUUCCAUCUCACCCUCUAGGGGACCAUGCUCCUACUAGGGCAGGCACCUCUAGUCCUUCACCAACCCCUGGCCCAUCUCAGCCACACUAUGCCCACCACGCUAGGGUGGUUGAGUCUAGUGACUCUGACAUUGAGAUGGUCUCUGCCAGGGAUGUCAAUACCUCUCUGAGAGCCCCUUCUGCCUUUGGACCCUCUGCCAGUCUUCCUACCAGGCCUGGUUCUUCGUCGCAGCCUGACUCUGGCAUCACCCCAGAUCUGGUGGAUUCCCUGCUCCGUCAGUACCAGGAAAUCCAGAAGCCCCAGCCAGAGCAAGCCAAGAUCUAUCUGUCUGGGUCUAGGGAUGAGCUCAAUGGAUUUCAGCUCCACACCAGGUAUCCAGAGUUCCUGCAGCAACGCUCCCUCCCAAAGCUAAGAAAUCUCUUCUCUCUAUCCCUAGAGCAUUCUGAUCGAAUCCAUGAUUUCCUGACUGCCUGCACCACCUAUAUAUUCGCCAAAGGCCAGAAGAUCAUCCCUCUCCUUUCUCGCCAUGUUCGAUGCCUUCUCAAUAGUUUUGACAUUGAGCAUGUGACUCUGCGCCCUUUCAAACCCCUCCAGGAGGCAGCCAGUGCCCAGAAAUAUGCCCGCGUGCUUCACAGCUUUCUCGUUUUUCUGUUGGAGAGCUAUCCCUACCAGGUCACUAGGGGGCCUAGGGAUAGGGACCUGAAUCGACUCUAUGCUAUAGAUCACAUGGUCAAGGCGGGGAUUCAGGAGCUCAAGGACCUGCUACUAUCCCCCACCCUAGCGGAAGAGGAUGAGGAGGCACCAAAGGCCUCAGGCCCCUUGCAGGCAGGCAGUGCCCGUGCCUAUAUUGGUGAUGACCUUGAUGGUGAGAAUGAUGAAGAGGAUGAGAUCGAUCUGGCCCUGGACCUAGGGGGGGAUGAUGGUGAGGAAGAUCUUGAGGACUCUGGUGUUCUCGAGAAGCUCGAGCGGCAGGCCUGGCAGGCCACCAGUGGUUUUCAAUUCACUCAGGCGGCAGUGCACGAAGGGGUGGCUCUCAUUGAAAAGCUCCUCAUUGACCUGGUCACCAGGCAUGAGUCAUAUGACAUGAAGGGCCCUAUCUACGCGUUCCUGGCCUGUUUCAGUAUUCACUACCAGGAGGUGACCUUCAAGCGAAUUGACCGCAUCAGCCAGUCCUACUCUGCCGUUAUCUACGCCAUGCAGCUGGUCGCCAUCAACCACCAUUGGACCCCAUGGAUCCGGAGGAUCCUUGAAGCGAAAGAGGAUGGGCAGGACCAAGCGCUGGCUAAUGCGGCCCCAUUUCAUGCUGUCUUCGGCCCCUGGCUGCAGACCUACUUCAAGCACCAGUCUCCUUACCCCCUUGGAGAUCUUCUGUCCUUCAGAGCCUAUGCUCUCUACUACAACACGAUCUCCAGCGUGCAAGGCAACCAGGUGAUUGAACAAGCACCCCACCACCUAAGAUUCCACCAUCUUAGUGUCAGCCGUCUGCAGCUCCAGGAAUUUUUCCAGAAGUCUACCUUGGACCUGGCACACUCCCUAGUAGGCUCGCUGCUGAUCUGGGAGGAUGCCCAGCUUUUCAACCAGAUCCAGCUGGGGGAGGCAGCUCGAUUUGAGGAUUUUGCCAUGGAGGGGAAUGGAUUCAAUUUCCUAACAUUGAAUGAGGACUACCAACACCACUACCAGCCCUAUCUCGUGAAAAAAAUCCUGGAUGACCCUACGCGAGCCAAAGAAUGGUUCAAGCCAGCUGGAAAUUGGCUCCAUCUCAUUCCCCUACCAGCAGAGCGAUAUUUAUUUAUGGCCAAGAAGUUCCUGCUCCAUCUGCUUGUUCUGGUGCACAUGACCAGUGGCGCCCCUGCCCGAGGCACUGAGAUUAUUCCACUCCUGGCAUCCAAUUCCAUGAUCAACCGCCGAAACCUCUUUCUGGACCCGAAAUCGAAGCUCUUCCUCAUUCGGCUGCGGUAUAGUAAGGUGCUGGCGACCACUGGCAUGGAGCGGAAUGCUGGCGACCUCCCUACCAGCCGCCAGGUCAGUGACACGCUCCGCCAUCGGACCAGCGCCCUGAUCGGCCAGGGCAUUCAGAUCCAUUCAUGGCGCCAUCUCGCCCAAGGCUUCAUUCGAUAUGGCAUGGGGGAACGGAUGGAGGGGGACUCCAUUGAAGCGCCAGAGCUGAGUGAGCUUGAGAAUGAAGCUCUAGCAGCCGGCCAAGCACACCACAGCGUCCGCACGGCCAUGCUGGUCUAUGGCCGGCCACAGGUUCAAUUUGGCAACCUCCCCAUCAACCAGCAGGCCGCCUACAUUGACUUCAGCCAGCGGUGGCAUUCCUAUAUCGGCAUGGGGCCUGAUUUCGACUUUUUGAGCUUUCUCUAUCAAGGGAGACCGCUGCCUCAGGCCCCCCAGGCCACAGCCAAGACCCCCCAGGGCCUAUCUACCAGCUCCUUUCCUCUCAACCAGCCCUGCCUGCGCUUCUGGUGGCAGAGAUCUGCCUCUUCACCAUCCCCUAAGAUCCCUAUUGGUCAGUUCAAUGCAUUCAUGGGCUCCACAACCCCCACAUUCACUCCAAUCGACCCCAAUGUCACUGAAGGCAUUCCCGAUGGUGACCCGCGCCUGGCCGAGCUGGAACCAGGCCAGCGACUGCGACUGCUUGCACACCAGCCAUUCCCUCAAACCCCUAGGGGCCUUCAAGCACCAGACCUCCUGCUUGGGCUCUUUCAAGAAUUCAUGGGAACGCCUCAGGCUGAAUUUCGAAGCGCAGAACAGCGUGAGUGCCUCUACCAUCUGCUGAAGCCAACCCCAUUCCUUCUCAUGGCAUUACCAACUGCUGGAGGCAAGACCACCCUGUUUCUGCUUGCUGCAAGCCUUGCCUGGGCGCAUACUACUGUCCUGGUGGUUCCCCUUGUUUCAUUGAAGCUGAACCUGCAAUCUAAGCUUCAAAACCUAGGUCUGCCAUGGGUGAAUUGGGAGGAUCAGCAUGAGGAGACCCCUCCUACCCGGCUAGUGCUAGUAUCCAUUGAGUCUGCUGUCAGCCAGGUCUUCAUUAACUGGGCCAUGCAGCUCUACCACCAAAACGCCCUGGACCGCAUUAUUUUUGAUGAGGCCCAUCUCAUCCCCCUGGCCCGCAGCUAUCGGGGGGUGAUGAAUGAUGUAAACCGCCUGAGCCAGAUCCCAGUCCCCAAAGUCUUUGCCUCGGCCACCAUGACCCAGCCUGCCCUGGACCAGCUCCGCCACCAAUUCCUCCUGCCAGCCCACCUUCCCCUGGUGGUCCGUGGUGAUAUCAACCGCCCUGACAUUCACUAUCUGGUCCAAGCACACCCCCCUAGGCUCUCUGGCGCCCGCCGCUUCCAAUAUCUUUUGAACCUGAUCCGUGAUGCACGCCAGGCCGGGCAGAUCCCCCCUAGGGGUCAGGUGAUCAUCUACCUUCCCUAUAAGGGCAUGGUGGAGGAGUUCCAUCAGGCCUAUCCCCAGGAGACAGCCUAUUUCCAUGCCGGGCUGCCAGAGGAAGAAAAGAAAAGGCAGGUGGAGAGCUUUGACCAAGGGCAGAAGCUCGUGCUCCUUGGGACAGCUGCCAUCGGGGGAAGGAUAUGA